This is a messenger RNA of Scophthalmus maximus (turbot), 2670 nucleotides long. RefSeq names its product Rho GTPase activating protein 25 (gene arhgap25). The record is from RefSeq and is a predicted model, not a curated record. Gene Ontology annotation, biological process: actin filament organization; activation of GTPase activity; phagocytosis, engulfment. The transcript is spliced from 11 exons. Bases 525 to 2423 code for a protein of 632 amino acids. Gene Ontology annotation, molecular function: GTPase activator activity. NCBI's taxonomy places the organism in Eukaryota, Metazoa, Chordata, Actinopteri, Pleuronectiformes, Scophthalmidae. Gene Ontology annotation, cellular component: phagocytic cup.
GGAGAAACGGCAGUGGUGUUUCGGCCAACGCUGACUCUCUGCUGCAGCCUCCGUUCUCAGGCAGCCCCGAGCUGUGAAGCAAGAAGACGAACCGUGAGGUGAAAACCAUUUCCUUUGAGAAGACGCGACGUUGGGGGUUUUUUUUUCUUUCUUCCUUUGACACCAGGACAUUAGUCAUGUGAGAGAAAACUCCCCACUUCACCCGAAGCCCUGGAGAUGUGUGAGAGAAUCAGCCAGGGAGCCACUCACGCAGCUCUCUGAGUGCGACCAGUAUGAGCGCGGAUGCAAAGGCAACAUGAGGGGACGCGUUUUCAUGGGCUGAAAAGAAGAAGAAGACAAAUAAACACACAGGAAAUAGGAAGUGUGAUCUGCGAUAUCUCCAGCUUUCGUCUGUGUGAGAGAGUGUAUUGAUGUAUGCAUGUGUUCCUGUGUGUUCAUUCCUCUGUGUGUGUGUGUGUGUGUGUGCGCUCCGGUGGGGUGUAUGUGUGAAAUGAGCCACUGACCUGCGCUGCAAGUUAAGGACAAUGUCUCUGAAACUACCUCGCAACUGGGACUUCAGCACCUUCAAGGCGGAGACAGGUCGAAUAGCACGAUCCCGGAGUGUGAUACCUGGAGAGGGAGGCCCCGGCCCGGGCUCGCCGCGCUCCUCCAGGUCCAUGGAGAGGCCGCUGAAGGCCGGCUGGCUCAAGAAACAACAGAGGUCGUUGGUGAAGAACUGGCAGCAUCGCUACUUUGUGCUGAGAGGAAGCACACUGACCUACCACAAAGAUGACAAGGAGACCACUGUCCAGGGAAUCAUCCAGCUACGAUUUAGUAAAGUUAACGAAGUCCCUCCAAACUCCGACGACCCUGGGAAGUACCUGUUCGAGAUCCUACCACGUACAACUGGAGACAGGGAGCGGUGUCCAUAUGUGCUCAUGGCAAACUCCCAGAGUGACAUGGAGGAGUGGGUCCGCACUCUACGCAGGGUCAUCGGAGUACCGACAAGUGGAGUGUUCGGAAGGAGUCUCAUGGACACCGUGACCUAUGAGCAACGCUCCGGGCCUCACAUGGUGCCAAUCUUGGUGCAGAAGUGUGUGGAGUUCAUUAAAGAACACGGGCUGAACGAGGAGGGCAUCUUCCGCCUGCCGGGCCAGGACAACGCUGUCAAACAGUUCAGAGACGCCUUCGAUGCAGGGGAGAGGCCCUCCUUCCCCAGAGACACAGAUGUCCACACAGUGGCGUCACUGCUCAAGCUGUACCUGCGGGAGCUGCCAGAGCCUGUGGUGCCCUGGACUCAGUACCAAGACUUCCUCGACUGCACCAACCUGCUAGAUUGCAGCAGCACGGAGGGUUGGGGAACGAUGGAGAAACAAAUUGCCCUUCUCCCCAGAAUUAACUACAACCUUCUCAGUUAUGUGUGCCGCUUUUUGUUUGAGGUGCAGCAGCACUCCAAGGUGAACAAGAUGAAUGUGGAGAACUUGGCCACGGUGAUGGGGAUCAACCUGCUCAAACCUCAGAUAGAAGACCCCAUUACUGUGAUGAAGGCGACUCCUCAGAUCCAGAAACUGAUGACAGUGAUGAUCAGACAGCAUGAGACGCUGUUUCCCCUCUCCAAAGACGUGCUUCCCAACGCCCCCUCAAACAAGGCAGAGAGCCAGAAGAACACUCCCCGAAGCUUUGUGGGUUGGGAAUCGACCGAGAUGGGUGAUGCAUCUCUGUCUGAGUCGCCAGAAGAGGAAGAGGACACUGACAGUCCAGGCGUAGAAAAGGGGAACUACAGCCCCCAAACCCUCUGUUCGGAGCCUCGCUCACCCUCUGCAGACAGCUGGCACGGAAGUCCCCGCAAACGCACCCAGACCCUGCCCACCUUCAACUGCCCCCUCACCGGGAUGGCAGCUAAGGCCGACGCCCUCGGCCGGUGGAGUCGCAUCCAGGAGGAUGAGAAGAGUGGGACAUUUUCGGAGGACAUUUUUAAGAUCCUGGACCUCAGGAGUUCAGGUUCAUUGUUCGGGGGGUCUCAGAUGAGUGACAAGAAGGGAGAGGAUGCGCUGACGUCCCACAGAGGAAGUGACGACACAGGUUCUUCCACGGCUGACUCCCAAAAACCGAACAGCGAGUCCCAGCCUGCCCAGGUGCUGUCCCAUCAGAAGAGUAUAGAGACCCUGACAGCGGAUGGUUCGGGUCAAAAGGUCACCAGCAAGUCUGAGCUGAAGAAGGACAACCAGCAGUUUGUAGACAGUGUGCAUCGGGAGAACAAGGAGCUGAAGGCCACAGUGGCUGAGCUCCAGUCGGCUCUGGAGGCAGAGCGCCACCGCGUGGCCGCCCUGGAGAUCUGCCUGAGAAAUGCUGAGCGCAGUCGAGAAGAGGCCCGGGGACACAACGAGGAGCUGCAAAGAAACAUUCAGCAGUUCCUCAGCAGCAAACCACAAGCUCCCACCUAACAGUCAUUUUAAGACUCAUUAGUAUACGGAUUUAUUACCCAGUUAAACUCAACAGAGCACAAUUCCCAGGAGGUGAUUUUUGAACUUUUUCCUCCAGUGGGAUGGCACUGAGUGUUUCCAUUUGAGCUCUGUUUGGUCUUAAAGAUAAAUUAUUGGCUGACUUGUUUGUGUUUUUGAGGAAAGUCUGUAAAGGAGAGUUCUGAGUAGGUUUUAAUACCACUAAUCACAAUAAAGACUUCAAAUGCAA